AUUAUAUUAUAAAUAAACAUGUCUAAGUCAAAAUCUGCUGAAUGUGUUAAAGUGGUGGUAAGGUGUCGGCCGAUGAAUGAUGCUGAAACAAAAGCCAAGCAUGAGAGAGUGGUUGAGAUGGAUGUAAAUAAAGGAGUAAUAUCAGUAAAUAAUGCUAAUCAUCCUGGAGAUCCCCCAAAAUCAUUCACCUUUGAUUCUGUCUAUGAUUGGAAUUCCAAACAGCGUGACCUGUAUGAUGAAACAUUUCAUGAUUUAGUAGAAUCUGUAUUACAAGGGUUCAAUGGUACUAUUUUUGCUUAUGGACAAACAGGGACUGGCAAAACAUUUACUAUGCAAGGAAUAAAAGAAGAUCCUGUUAUGCGUGGUGUUAUACCUAACUCAUUUGAACAGAUAUUUAGCCAUAUAUCACGGUCACAAAACCAACAAUAUUUAGUCAGAGCUUCAUAUCUUGAAAUUUAUCAGGAAGAUAUAAGAGAUUUACUAUCUAAAGAUCAAUCUAAAAGAUUAGAGUUAAAAGAAAGACCUGAUACUGGUGUCUAUGUCAAGGAUUUAUCAUCAUUUGUGACUAAAAGUGUGAAAGAAAUUGAACAUGUUAUGCAUGUUGGUAAUCAGAACAGAUCUGUAGGGGCAACCAACAUGAAUGAACACAGUUCCAGGUCUCAUGCUAUAUUUAUUGUAACUGUUGAAUGUAGUGAAUUGGGGGCCGACAAUGAGAAUCAUAUUCGUGUUGGUAAAUUAAAUAUGGUAGAUUUAGCUGGUAGUGAAAGACAAGCUAAAACUGGUGCAACUGGUGAAAGAUUAAAGGAAGCUACUAAGAUUAAUCUAUCAUUAUCAGCUCUGGGGAAUGUGAUCUCGGCACUAGUUGAUGGUAAAAGUACUCACAUACCUUACAGAGAUUCCAAGUUAACACGUUUGUUACAAGAUUCAUUAGGAGGUAAUGCUAAGACUGUAAUGGUAGCUAAUAUAGGACCAGCUAGUUAUAACUGUGAUGAAACAUUAACCACUCUCAGGUAUGCUAAUAGAGCUAAAAAUAUCAAGAAUAAACCUAAGAUUAAUGAAGAUCCUAAAGAUGCUUUGUUACGAGAAUUCCAGGACGAAAUUGCCAGAUUAAAGGGUCAGCUUACAUCAAAGGGUGGACCAAAGAAAAAGAAAAGAAGACAACGCAAGAAUAGAAAUGUAGAGGAUGAUGAUGAUGAUGAUGAUGAUUAUGAUGAGAAUGAAGAAGGUAAUGAAGAAGAUGAAGAAGCUUAUAUGGCCGAACAGCAAGCUAAACUAGAAGAUGAAAAAAGAGCCAUAUUAGGAGAUACUACACUUAUUGCAGAGGAAAAAGAGAAAUAUUUAUCAGAAUUAAAAGGAAAAGAAGCCAAAUUAAAUAAAGAAAGAGAAAUGAAAGAGGCUUUAGCUGGUAAAAUUAAGGCAAUGGAGAGUAAGUUAUUAAUGGGUGGUAAGAAUAUAGUUGAUCAUACUAAUGAACAACAGAGAGCUUUAGAACAAAGACGACAAGAAAUAGCUGAACAGAAGAGAGUUGAGAGAGAAAUUAAACAGAAAUUAGAAGAAAAAGAAGAAUCAGCCGUAGAACUACAAGAAACUUAUGCAUCUUUACAACAAGAAGUUGAUAUUAAAACUAAGAAAUUAAAAAAGUUAUUCUCUAAGUUACAAAGUACAAAACAAGAAAUAUCUGAUUUACAAGAAGAACAUGUGAAAGAGAGACAUGAAUUAGAACAAACACAGAUGGAAUUAACUACAGAAUUGAAAUUAAAAAUGUUAAUAAUAGAGAAUUUUAUACCACCAGAAGAAAAAACUAAAGUGUCUAAUAGGGCUGUAUAUGAUGAAGAUGAGGAUACGUGGAAGUUGAAAUUAUUAGCUAAUAAAAGUGCUACUACAAUGAUGACUAGACCUGUAUCAGCAUUAGGUAAUAAAAGACCAGUUACAGAGUUUGCUAAAGUUGCUGCUAGUAUGGGAGGUGAUCCCAGAUUCCUGGGUGAGAAUAUUUUACAAGUGGAGUUAGAUAUGCCCAAUCGUACAACACGAGACUAUGAGGGACCAACAGUAGCACCUAGAGUACAGGCUGCUUUAGAUGCUGCUCUUCAAGAAGAAGAUAAUAUUGAUAUUGAUGGAAGGUAG
Messenger RNA from Lottia gigantea (owl limpet), 2124 nucleotides. RefSeq lists its product as hypothetical. Gene Ontology annotation, molecular function: microtubule motor activity; ATP binding; microtubule binding. The transcript is spliced from 20 exons. The record is from RefSeq and is a predicted model, not a curated record. Gene Ontology annotation, biological process: microtubule-based movement. Lineage: Eukaryota; Metazoa; Mollusca; Gastropoda; Lottiidae. The coding region runs from base 19 to 2124 and encodes 701 amino acids.